AUGGUAUCACCCGACUCGGGCGAAUCUGGUCCGCAAGGAGGGUCAAAUUUAAAACAAAGAAAAGUAAAAGGGCCUAGCUUGUACGAAAUUCUGGGUAUUACAAAGGAUGCGUCGGAUGAUGAUAUCAAACGCGCUUACAGGAAACUAGCCUUGAAAUAUCAUCCUGACAAAAAUUUGGAGAAUGAUCUGGAGAAAACUGAAUAUUUUAAAGAAAUCAAUCAUGCACACGCUGUGCUUUCGGUACCAACAAGACGUAAAGUAUAUGAUGAAUAUGGAGACAUGGGUCUGAAGUUGAUGGAACAGUUCGGUGACGAUGGUGCUAUGAUCGGUUUGGCUUUCAAGCCCUGGUUUAAGUGGUUAUUUAUCAUUUGUGGGCUUUCGACAUGUUGCUGUUUCUUUUUUUGUUGCGGUUGCAUGUUUUGUUGCAACUGUUGUUGCAAUUUCUGCUGUGGCAAAUAUAAACCAAAAAGAUUUGAAGAGGAAGGAGAUAUCGAAGAAAGUGAUGCAGAACAUGAAGCAAAUAGAAGUACCUUAGUGAUUGUUGAUCAGCCAGAAGAAUCGAAUAUGUUGCCGAAAAGUACGAAAGGCGAUGAAAAUCUAGGAAGUGCUGGAAGUUCAAAUGAAAAGUUGCGUGGUCACCCUGCAAUAUAUCCAGUCAGUCGCACAAGUGGUGAAGCUGAUCCUGAUAAUUGA
Cercopithifilaria johnstoni is the source of this 693-nucleotide messenger RNA. Lineage: Eukaryota; Metazoa; Nematoda; Chromadorea; Rhabditida; Onchocercidae. The record is from the annotation of a GenBank genome assembly.